This is a messenger RNA of Colletotrichum phormii, 1077 nucleotides long. RefSeq lists its product as uncharacterized. The coding region runs from base 1 to 1077 and encodes 358 amino acids. The transcript has a single exon. NCBI's taxonomy places the organism in Eukaryota, Fungi, Ascomycota, Sordariomycetes, Glomerellales, Glomerellaceae. The record is from RefSeq and is a predicted model, not a curated record.
AUGUCUUCCACGCCGCAAGCACCCCCUCAUCCCCGAGACUGGGAGGUUGAGGUCGACGAAUAUCUCGCACAGAACGAAAUCUCCUAUGAAACAGCGGUACCUCUCAACACUGGCACAUCAUGCUACAUUUGGCGACUCGAAGGAUUGGUCGACGCGGAGGCCUCAGCCAAUGGUCACCAGACAGGCCAGCCAGUCAUAAUGAAGUGCGCCGACAGCACGCCUAAGGACCGGAACUUCCCAGUCUCACCGGAGCGUCUUCAGUUUGAAGUCAAAGCUCUGAGAUCGAGAGCAGUGAAAGAAGCAUGCUGCCAAGAGCCAUCAGUCCAGGUUCCACGCGUGCUUAGAGAAACGAAGAACGGCUUCAUCAUGAGCAAUGUCGGUGAGACCGAUCUGAGGACGGCCUACAAGACGUACGAAUUUCUGGACGCGCCGGGAAUUGGUGUACGCUUGGGUCGAUGGCUGGGUAGCCUGCAUGUUGCCGGUAUUAAUCUGGGCCACGACGGAUGGAGCUCUCAUCACAAUGAGUUGGACAAGUUCUACGUACCUGGCGGUCUGGCGGAAAAGGCGAUCAAAGAUGCAAUGAACGAUGAAGAGUCAGAAAGGGUACUGGCAGCAAUGCGUGCCCCCGCUCCUACUCAUACGCUGACGCCUUGGGACUUUCGCCCUAUGAACAUUGUGGUUCAUCUUCCCGAAGACAAGAGGAUGGCCCCGGACCUUGCGGUCGUGGACUGGGAACUAUGUCACUACGGUGAUCCUUCCAACGAUGUCCGCAUGUGGUUUGCUGAAGUUAUAAUACUGGAGGCAAAGUUUGGCAAUAGGGGCCUACUAUCGUCGUUCUUGUCGGCAUAUAAACAACAGGUUGGCAAUGCUGUUGUAGAUGAGGCAUUUGUGUCCAGGGUUGCUCUGAGCGCUGGCAUCUACAUGUUGUGGCUUAUUCCCAUCAACCCUCGGGUUUGGGAUUGCACAGAGGAAGACGUGGAAUCUUGGAAAAGAACAAGCCUAGACUAUAUCAGGGCAGGCGCAAAUGAGGAUGUCGCCUGGCUGAGAGAAAGCUGCUUGGGGCCUUUGCUGGUAUGA